Molecule: messenger RNA, 3072 nt
Organism: Daldinia childiae
Lineage: Eukaryota; Fungi; Ascomycota; Sordariomycetes; Xylariales; Hypoxylaceae
Product: P-type cation-transporting ATPase
Exons: 4
Coding region: 1-3072 (1023 amino acids)
Biological process (GO): monoatomic cation transport
Cellular component (GO): membrane
Molecular function (GO): ATP hydrolysis activity; metal ion binding; ATP binding
Source: RefSeq, a predicted model, not a curated record
AUGAAUGCUGUCAAGAUCCCUGUUGCGACGCCGAGGAAAAAGUCGAUAAUUCUUGUAGUGGACCACCAGACGAUCUUCCACAGGACACUUGCAAAGACGCCUGCUGUUCGACUACGAAGCCCGAUACGGUUGAGCCGUCUUGCUGUGAGGGUAAACAGAGGCCGUGCUGCGACAACCGCUAUUGAAAGGGGGCAAGGUGAUGGUGCAACUUCAACCUCUAGCCACAGCCCAUCCCCUGCUAGAGAGGAGUCAAUUCGCGCGAAAUACGAAAUUAGACUCGCGGCCCUUGGGUGUUUGUGCCGAGCACUCAUCGCCCUGGGCCAAGAAUCAUGUUGCACGGCUCGUGAUGUUUCCUCGGAGGAAAGGAAGCGCGGGCCUAAGAGAACCGCUCGUCCCAAGUCUCAGGAGAAGCAAGCCUCAACAUGCAAGUCUAAAGCAGUGGGAAAUUGUUGUUCGAAGUCCCCGGUGCGUAAACCCUCAACCUCGAAAAUUCGAGGCGAAUCUAGCUGCUGCUCUAAAAGUCCAAGUCCUAAGGGAAGUUGCUGUCAGCAAGAUAAAAACAUCAUUAUCGAACAUACUCUAAGUACGAACGGGAGCCAGCAUGCUGUGGCCACUGACCUUGAGAAAGGGCUCUCCGGCUCUGAGCGUGUCGUACUCAAUAUCACCGGGAUGACAUGUACGGGAUGCGAGACUAAACUACAGCAAACAUUGGGCAGAGUCGAUGCUGUAAAGAAUCUCAAGACGAGUCUCGUUAUGGCUAGGGUUGAAUUUCAACUAGACUUUAGUUUAGCCACGCCAGAGGAUAUUGUCAAGCAUAUUGAGAGAACGACCGAGUUCAAGUGCGAGAGGAUGGCAACCCACGGUUCGACAUUGGACAUUAUUCCUGUCGGAGGUGCCAAACAAUUUAUCCAGCAGCCCAUGCCUCUAGGGGUAGAAAACGUAGAUCUCAUCGAUGAACGGACCGUUCGCAUUACAUUCGAGCCAGAGGUCGUUGGGGCCCGCGAUCUGAUCAAUAAAGGGUUCCAGACUCCUGUUACUCUCGCCCCUCCGCAGGCUGAUCCGUCAAUUGCCGCAGGAAGCAAGCAUGUUCGACACAUGGGCUGGACGACCUUGGCUUCGGCACUUCUUACUAUACCUGUAUUAGUAUUAGCAUGGGCCCCGUUAGAAGAGCGUCCGAUCACAUAUGGCAGUGUUUCCUUAGCCUUAGCGACGAUUGUUCAGAUAUUCAUCGCAGGUCCAUUCUACCCGAAGGCUCUAAAGAGUUUAGUGUUUUCCAAAGUGGUCGAAAUGGACCUGCUAAUAGUCUUGAGUACCACUGCGGCAUACAUAUUUUCGGUUGUUUCAUUCGGCUAUCUAGUUAGUGGUCAACCGUUGUCGACGGGUAACUUCUUUGAAACGAGUACCUUGUUGGUCACCCUGAUUAUGGUAGGGCGGUGGGUCAGCGCCCUUGCUCGUCAGAAAGCCGUCGAAAGCAUCUCUAUCCGAUCUUUACAAGCUUCUACUGCUAUUCUAAUUUCAGAUGGGGGCGCCGAAAUCGAUAUUGACACUAGACUGCUUCAGUAUGGCGACAUAUUCAAGGUCGUUCCUCAUACUCAGGCGCCUACUGACGGUGUCAUUAUCUCUGGUACAACGGAAGUAGAUGAAUCAAUGCUAACAGGUGAAUCACGCCUCAUUGAGAAGAAGCCGGGAUCGACGAUUCUUGCUGGGUCGCUGAAUGGCAAUGGAACCGUUACAGCACGCCUUACGAGAUUACCAGGGCAGAAUACCAUCAGCACCAUUGCAGCAAUGGUCGAUGAUGCCAAACUCUCAAAACCCAAGAUUCAAGACCUCGCCGAUCGGAUCGCUUCAUACUUUGUCCCCGCAGUUAUUUCCUUGACUUUAAUUACAUUUAUUGCCUGGGUUGGCGUGGGGAUUCGCAACCAAGGAAAGUCAGGAAGCGAGGCUACAACGCAGGCCAUAACAUACGCCAUCACAGUACUUAUAGUCUCAUGCCCAUGUGCUAUUGGCCUAGCAGUUCCUAUGGUCAUUGUAAUUGCGUGUGGUGUUGCCGCAGAGAGGGGACUGGUUUUCAAGACAAGCGAGGCUAUAGAAAUCGCUCACAAAGCUUCACAUGUCGUUUUCGACAAGACCGGCACGUUGACUGAAGGAAAGCUGUCUGUUGUAAGUGAAGAGUAUCUACUAGGAGCGCAGCAUGCCAUUGCCUCGAAUAUCUUAGGUUUGUUGGCAGACGUUAACCACCCGGUCUCGUCCGCCAUCACAACUCACCUGAAAGGCCAGGAAGCUAUUGCUGCCAAGGUCGAGGAGGUUAAGUCCCUCCCUGGUAAAGGGGUACAAGGUUAUAUCGACGGACUUUCCAUCCAGGCUGGCAACUCCCGCUGGCUCGGUACUGGGUCUGACCUCCGCGUGCAAGCUGUACUAUCAAAAGGUUACACUGCCUUCUGCGUAACCAUCGGAUCGGAACUCCAGGCUGUUUUCGGGUUGGUCGAUACUAUCCGACAAGAUGCGGCACAGACUAUUGCAGAGCUACAGAAACGAAAUAUAACCGUGUCAAUGCUAAGUGGUGAUGACGACGGCGCUGUCCAAGCCGUAGCUUCUUCGCUAGGAAUUCCCGCAGAGAACGCUCUAUCUCGAUGCUCUCCAGCUGACAAGCGAGCGUACAUCCAAAAGCUGCUUGGAAACCAGGAAGUGGCAGACAAUAAGGAGCAGCCAGUGAUCGUAUUUGUGGGAGACGGGACAAACGACGCCGUGGCUCUAGCCCAGGCUACGAUCGGAGUGCAUGUGAACUCGGGCACGGAUGUGGCGCAGUCGGCCGCUGACGUCGUGCUGAUGCGGCCCUCGCUCGGCGGCGUGCUCGCCAUGAUAGACGUGUCACGAGCUGCCGUGCGCCGCGUCGCCUUCAACUUCGGCUGGAGCUUCGUGUACAACGUGUUCGCGAUCUUGCUCGCGGCUGGAGCGUUCGUAAACGCUGGUGAGAAAGCACGCAUCCCGCCCGAGUUCGCCGGACUCGGUGAGUUGGUUAGCGUGCUGCCUGUCAUCGUGGUUGCGGUCAGUCUACGCUGGGCCAGAAUUUAG